Molecule: messenger RNA, 3117 nt
Organism: Bursaphelenchus okinawaensis
Lineage: Eukaryota; Metazoa; Nematoda; Chromadorea; Rhabditida; Aphelenchoididae
Source: the annotation of a GenBank genome assembly
AUGGGAGCUAUUGGACGAAAAAUGUAUUUGAACAUGAAGAGGUAAUGUUUAAGCCCACUUUUACUUCAUUUUGAAAUACGUUACUUUAUUUUGAAAUACGGUUUAUUUUGGAAUACGUUGUGAACGGUAACCAGAUACAAUCACAUUACUUAUUAGUCAAAAUUUAGAUUUGAACGUCGCGCUUUCCUACAUUGCUUAGAUUACGGAGGAGACGAAAACUCACUUCAACCUGGAGCGGAAUGCCUAGUGCAUGCUCAUGAUAAAACAUUGCACGUUAUAAAUAGACAUCGCAGAAAAAAGCGUAAGGCUCUAGGUUAAAAUCGAAAUUUACAAAAAAAUUAAAUUUCAGUAAAAAUGAAUUUUUUAAAAAGUUAUUUUCUAAAUAACUAUUAUUUUAGGAUCAACCAAUCCUACUAAGCCCAACGCACUAAAGACGUUUAUCAUACGACAUAAUCUACACAAGACUAUUACCUCAAAAAGGUUAAGAAAAUUGAAGAAAAGGGAAACAAUGAACGAGUCAAGUGAAGAACAACACAAAAGGCACAAAAGAGAAGAAAGCAAAGAAAGAGUUGCUGCUUUGACUCAAAUCUACAAAAAUUAGUAAGUUAAUCCAAUUUUUUUAAAACUUUUAUCUACUUGUGCUAGAGUAACCACCUUUACAAAAUUUUUUCAUUAGCCACGCGCCAUGCUAUCUAAACUCCUUUUACAUAGCCCCUAAGCCUUGUUUAUAACAAAAAAGUGCGUUGGAAAAGUACUGUAGUGCAGAAAAAACUAUGUAUUAACAAACGUUACGGUAAGAUGUCAGACGUUAAAUGAUCGCUUUGACCUUUUUUGGUUGUUAAAAUGGAAACACGUUUUCGAGAGCACAAAAUGUCUGAUUUAUUGCGGUUUUCCGUAAUUUAAAAUGAGAUUUGAAACCUGAAACAUAAAAUUUUAACCGCAUCAAAAACUACAAAAAAAAAUUAACGCAAGGAUCAAUGUUUUCCAGUAAAAAACAAAAAGAACGGUUCAACCUUCGUAUGAUGACAGAAGAAGAAUCGAAAAAACAUUACGAGAGCUGGCUGACCGAUUAUAUCGUUAAGACGGUGGACAAACCGCCUGCAUUAAUAAGCUCAAAAGACGAAAAAACGCCGGUGAAACGGAUUACCAAUUUAAUUUCAACUGUAGUCGAAAAGCGGCCGUAUUACAGAUCUGUAUCUGAUACUCUUCGUACGGUACGAAUUUGAAAUCUUUUACAGAGUGUUCCAAGAAAAAUGUUAAAAAGUUAUUAUUUUCUUUCCAACAAAGCUACCCAUGCCAAACUUGGCAUGGUGAAAGCUUGGACCCACAAGUUUUUUGUCAUGAAAUUUUAUAUUUUUUAAGUGCAUAAUAAGAACGUUAUGAUUUUUUUAAAAAUGUCCAUUUUCCCCGGAAUUACACAUAUUUUCAGUUGGAAAUGCUUUUUUGGUCAAAUUUUUAAAAGUUUUUGACAAGUUUUUGGUUGAAAAUGACAUUUUUAGCCAAGUUUUCAAUUUUCAAAUGUCGGCGGAGACUCGGCGGACACCGAAAUUAAUCAGCGGAGGCUAUAACUCUAUUCAAACAUAACUUGGCGAUGUGGAACGAAAAGCAUUAAUUUUAACAGCAAAUAUAUCAAAUGUUGUAUGUUGUUAGACUUUUUGUUUUUAUGUACAGUAAAAAAUGAAAUACGUUCAAAUUUUAAAAGUUAUUUGUGCAAUUUACAAAAUAAAUUAAAAAACAUGUUUUUCUAUUCAUUUUCUUCGGCUUUUAAUUUUUAAACAUUUUUAACAUUUUUCUUGGAACACCCUGUAAAACACCUAUGUGAAAUUAGUUUUAAAAUUGAAUCUUUUAAAUUACUAAUUUGAAAAUUAAAAAUUAAUUCCAUAUUAAUUUAGCUAAACGAGAUGUCCAGCCGCUCAAAAAACCAGUCCACAUACGGCGCAAAUUUGAAAGACAUUGUAACAGACUAUGACCCGUUGUUACGGAAAAAGAUUCCAUUUACAAAACGUUUUAGGAAUCUAAUGCCGACGUCUGACAACAUGCCAAAAGUAUUGAAAGGAGCGUUUGAUUUGGCUGACACAUUAGAAAAACAUGGCGACGUGCUGAAUACAAAAAUCUUAUCACCAAGGUUCAUGCCUUUAAUCAACAAUCAUGCAAAAGGAAACACCGCGUAAGUUGAUGUUGUUGUAUAUGUCUACACAGGGACGUCGCUACGCGUUUUCUGUAGGGGAAGAGGGGGUGGGGGUAAAGGUCAAAUUUUUUUUUGGCCCACAGGUAGUGAACCAAUUUUCCAAUUUUUCUAAAAAAUUUUUUUUUGUUUUUUGUGUCCGUACCUCUACACAAAAUACGGGAGGGGGGGGGGAGGGGGGGGGGAGAUACCCGCGAGGGCCGGGGGAGAGGGAAAAUUUCCAUAAAUAAAAUUCCAGCGGAAGCAGGAACUGCGGCAAUGGACCGAAGCGAGGACGAGGGGAAUUUAAAAAAAAACAGUAAAUUUAAAAAUAUAAACACUUACAUUUUCGCAACUCCCCAAAAACCACCAUUCUCAAAAAAAUAAAAAAAUUUAUAUUCUUACGGUAGGCAUUGCCCAAUUUCGCUUCAUUUUUGCCAUUUUCUAGCCACCUGUUUUCUCCAAACAUCAUGCCCUUCUACAAAGACGAUUCCGAAAACAAUAUUCUCCCUUUACCAGACAUAAUCGACUCAACUGGCCUUAAAGCCGAUGACCGGGAGUCUAUCAUUGAAUUGAUUAUGGAAAUGUCCGGCGCUCAAACCAUUGUCGAAGAUGCUUUCAAAAUUUUCAAAAGUAACCAGAGUGAUAGUUUGUUAGAAGACGUUGAUCAGGUUACACAAGGCAUGGAUGAACUGUUCGACAAAUUUAAAGGAAUGUUAACACAUCACCAACGUCGUGAGCUGGCACAACAAAAAUAUACUUUUAUGAACGACCGUCAGUUGGACUUUAUCUAUGGACAUGGUGGAAUGCUGAACUCCACGUUGCACCGUCAUGGUGUUAAUGAUUACAAAAGAAUGAGUAACAGAGAGAAAGAAAAGUUGCUAAUUAAUGAUCUAAGAAGGUUGGCUGAUGACGUACCAAAGAGUAAACAUACAAGGAAAAAAGAAGUUUGA